Molecule: messenger RNA, 2279 nt
Organism: Psammomys obesus (fat sand rat)
Lineage: Eukaryota; Metazoa; Chordata; Mammalia; Rodentia; Muridae
Gene: Stradb
Product: STE20 related adaptor beta
Exons: 12
Coding region: 353-1609 (418 amino acids)
Biological process (GO): protein phosphorylation
Molecular function (GO): protein serine/threonine kinase activator activity; protein kinase activity; ATP binding
Source: RefSeq, a predicted model, not a curated record
GGCGAGGUGGGGCGGAGCGGCGGCCCCGACCCCGCCAGGGUGGGGCGGAUCCCGUCCCCUCGGCCGCCCGGGGCUAGGGCUAGAGGUCCAGGCCGACGAGCCUCGUCGCGGCCGUGCUGCACUUCUGUGCCCCGAGGCCCGCGCUGGAAGCGGGCCUGGUGUGCUCGCCCCGCUGCUCCGCGAGGCAGGUCCGGAGGCUCGCGCGUGUCGCCUCCCCCAGCGCCCGCCGUCCGGAGAGUCGCCGGCCUGGGUCGCCGCCGGGUGGAUAUAUCUGCACCUGGAAGGGAAGAUAAAGCAAAAAUCUUUGAAAAUAGAUGGAAUUUGGUCACUUUCUGUGAACUAAAGCGAUUCAAUGUCUCUUUUGGAUUGUUUCUGUGCUUCACGAACACGAGUUGAAUCACUCAGACCCGAAAAACAGUCAGAAACCAGUAUCCAUCAGUACUUGGUUGAUGAGCCAGCCAUUUCCUGGUCACCUCCAUCUGCCAGAGCCAGUGAAGCGAUCUGUUCCACUAGUGUCUCUCACUAUGAACUGCAAGUGGAAAUAGGAAGAGGGUUUGACAACCUGACCUCUGUUCACCUCGCACGACACACUCCUACAGGAACUCUGGUGACUAUAAAAAUUACAGACCUGGAAAACUGCACGGAAGAACGGCUGAAAGCCUUACAGAGAGCAGUGAUUCUAUCUCACUUUUUCCAACACCCCAAUAUUACAACUUAUUGGACAGUUUUCACUGUUGGCAGCUGGCUUUGGGUUAUUUCUCCAUUUAUGGCCUACGGUUCAGCAAGUCAGCUCCUGAGGACCUACUUUCCUGAUGGAAUGAGUGAAACGUUAAUAAGAAACAUUCUCUUCGGAGCAGUACGAGGGUUGAACUACCUGCACCAGAAUGGCUGUAUCCAUAGGAGUUUUAAAGCCAGCCAUAUCCUCAUUUCUGGUGAUGGCCUGGUGACCCUCUCUGGCCUGUCCCAUCUGCAUAGUUUGGUUAAGCACGGACAGAGGCAUAGGGCUGUGUUUGAUUUCCCACAGUUCAGCACUUCAGUGCAGCCGUGGCUGAGUCCAGAACUGCUGAGACAGGACUUGCAUGGAUAUAAUGUGAAGUCAGAUAUUUACAGUGUUGGGAUCACAGCAUGUGAAUUAGCCAGUGGGCAGGUACCUUUCCAGGACAUGCAUAGGACUCAGAUGCUAUUACAGAAACUAAAAGGUCCUCCCUAUAGUCCGCUGGAUGCCAGCAUUCUUCCGCAGUCAGACUCUAGACUGAGAAACUCCCAGUCAGGAGUGGACUCUGGGAUUGGAGAGAGUGUGCUCGUCUCCACUGGAACUCACACCGUCCAUAGUGACCGGCUCCACACGCCCUCCACAAAAACCUUCUCUCCUGCCUUUCUUAGCUUGGUGCAGCUGUGUUUGCAGCAAGAUCCUGAGAAAAGGCCAUCAGCAAGCAGUUUGUUGUCCCAUGUAUUCUUCAAGCAGAUGAAAGAAGAAAGCCAGGACUCUAUACUCUCACUGCUGCCGCCUGCUUAUAACAGGCCAUCAGUGGCACUGCCGCCAGUGUCGCCAUGGAGUGAGCUGGAAUGCGAGUUUCCUGAUGACAGAGACCCAGACUGGCAGUUCUAGGGUUGGAAAUCAUUUUAUGUCCUCCAUACUUGACAGCUUCUCCUUGCUGCUUCUCUUCUGUAUUGUUCGGUACAAAUGCCAGAUCUAUACUUGAAAAUACAGUUGGUGCACUGGAGAAUUGACGAGGUAAAAGCGCUCUGUUUGUGGGGCCUGGAUUACCCCGUGCUUAGCUCAGCACCUUCACAACCGCAGUGUCACAGUUGCAGUCUAGCUGGUUAGUGUCACCUCUCCUACCACCCACCCCACCUUUCCAAGCUGUGACUGGUACUUUCUGGAUCUCAGUGUAAUUUCUGAGCCAGUUAAUCUUCUUCUCCAUGUUGCUGUCCUCUGGGGAAUGAGCCCUCCUCAGAGCACAAUGCUUUCAGGAACAUCUUCUCUUCCAGACUCUCCAGCCUUUUUGAUCAGCUGUUGUUAGAUGAACAGGCUGGUGUAUUCUGGCACAAAGCCCUUUUUAUUUGGAGAAGGAAAAAUGUUUGUCGUAUUCCUUUCAUAUAUGGUGACAUCAAACUGAGCCUUGCUCACAUUAAAUAAUUAACUUGAACUAUAAAGAGAAGAUGCAGUUUGCAUUUUAAAAGGGAGGGGGCUAAUGUAACACUUUUCUACCUGUGUAAAUUACGGAUCCUUAAUUCAUGCACCCUGUGGGAGCUCAAUAAAGAUUUACUACAUUGAA